AUUUGGCUCCUAAAAAAUUACCUCUUGCCCUAAGGAGGGAGAUGAAAUAGGGUCUCUGAGUUACUUCUACCUGUGGGAGGAGUCUUCGGAUUGGGGAAUUAUCUUUGGGCCUCUAGUUAGGAUAUCCAGGGUUUUGGCAGUGAGGAAUUGGGGCAGCCAGGGCUCUGAACACUGAUGGCCUGCUCUUCACCCACAGCCUCUUCUCCGGAUUGCAUCAGCUCAGUUAUCAGUUUUCCCACUCACAGGAUGGAACUGCAGGAUAUCAAGAUGAACGGAACCCGGCCUGGGGGUGCUGUGGGGCAAGAGCACGAGGGCUUCCUGCCCCACGGGACUCCUGCCCCUUCAAGGAAGCCGGCCCAAUUCAUGGAUUCAGAGGGGAAGACGUCAUUCGGAAUGUCAGUGUUCAACCUCAGCAAUGCCAUCAUGGGCAGUGGGAUCCUGGGGCUGGCCUAUGCCAUGGCCCACACGGGGGUCCUCUUCUUCUUGGCCCUGCUGCUAUGCAUCGCACUUCUUUCUUCAUACUCCAUCCAUCUGCUGCUGACCUGUGCUGAUGUUGUAGGCAUCCGAGCCUACGAGCAGCUGGGACACAGGGCAUUCGGGGCUGCAGGCAAGGCUGUGGUGGCUGCUGUCAUCUGUCUACACAAUAUUGGAGCCAUGUCCAGUUACCUGUUCAUCAUCAAAUCUGAACUCCCCCUGGUUAUCAGCACCUUCCUGGAGAUAGAACCUGAGAGGGACUGGUACUGCAAGGGAAACCUCUUCAUCAUCAUCGUCAGUGUGGUCAUCAUCCUUCCCCUGUCUCUCAUGAGACACUUAGGCUACCUGGGAUAUAGCAGUGGUCUCUCCCUGGUCUGCAUGCUGUUUUUCCUCAUUUCGGUCAUCUAUAAGAAGUUUGAACUUGGCUGUGUGGUGGGCCACAAUGAGACCGCAGUGGACUAUCUCACUCAGGGCUUUAAUAAAAGCUGUGAGGCCCAGAUGUUCACAAUUGACUCACAGAUGUCUUACACAGUGCCCAUCAUGGCUUUUGCCUUCGUCUGCCACCCCGAGGUGCUGCCUAUCUACACGGAACUCUGUCGGCCCUCCCAGCGCCGGAUGCAGGCUGUGGCCAACGUGUCAAUCGGAGCCAUGUUCUGUAUGUAUGGGCUCACCGCAACCUUUGGAUACCUCACCUUCUACAAAAGCGUCGAGCCAGAGAUGCUGCACAGAUACAGCCCAAAUGACCUGCUCAUCCUCUGUGUGCGCCUGGCCGUCCUGCUCGCGGUGACACUCACUGUGCCAGUCGUGCUGUUCCCUAUCCGCCGGGCCCUGCAGCAGCUGCUCUUUCCAAGCAAGGCUUUCAGCUGGAUACGGCACGUGGCCAUCGCUGUGGUCCUGCUUAUCUUGGUCAACGUCCUUGUCAUCUGUGUGCCAAACAUCCGGGUUAUCUUUGGGGUUAUUGGGUCCACUUCAGCCCCUAGCCUCAUCUUCAUCCUUCCCAGCAUCUUCUACCUCCGUAUCGUACCCCCAGAGGUGGAGCGCCUCUGCUCCUGGUCUAAGAUCCAGGCCCUUUGUUUUGGUGUUGUGGGAGUCCUCUUCAUGCUGAUCAGUUUGGGAUUUAUGUUUGCUAACUGGGCCACAGGUCAGAGCCAUGUGUCUGGACACUGACCGCGCCCUGCCUUGCCUCGCUUUGCCUGGCCCUGCGCUGCCAAAUGGAAUGCUUUCCCAGCUUCUUCCUGCCUGGCGUUUGGGAGUGGCUGCUGGAAGUGAUGGGCCACAAAAGCUUCAAAGUGGCCCAUUUCCAUCCCCUCUGGGGAGUACGGCCUUAAUUCCAACUCCACGGGAGGAGAGGCCUGGUCCCUGGAACUCCCUUGCUAGCUAGCCCAGACUAUGUGCCUCUUCUGGCAGCAGCUGUCAGUCACCUUUGAGCUAAAAUGGAAAAAUAAAAAUGAUGAAAUUCUAA
Messenger RNA from Echinops telfairi (small Madagascar hedgehog), 1936 nucleotides. RefSeq names its product solute carrier family 38 member 5 (gene SLC38A5). NCBI's taxonomy places the organism in Eukaryota, Metazoa, Chordata, Mammalia, Afrosoricida, Tenrecidae. The transcript has 16 exons. The record is from RefSeq and is a predicted model, not a curated record. Gene Ontology annotation, molecular function: glycine transmembrane transporter activity; L-glutamine transmembrane transporter activity. Bases 175 to 1641 code for a protein of 488 amino acids. Gene Ontology annotation, biological process: L-glutamine transport; glycine transport; L-histidine transmembrane transport.